CGCCAUAUCCUUCUGAUUUUCUUCGAGUUGGCAGCGUGAGCUUGAAGUCCAGCAUUCUUUGAUAGAAUUUCCGCUCUUUUUUUAUUUCUAAGGAAAUAUUUUGCUGCUAUUAGUAGCUAUUUGUCUUAUUUAUAAAUCUAUUUAAAGUAACUAAUAACUUAUUUUCAAAUAUGCCGGCUACACGAUCCCGAACAAGCAGCGCUGAAGUGACCACUGAAGUCAAAGAAAGCCCAAAAAAGGAAAUCAAAUCUCAAGAACCGGUUGAAGAAUCCGUGAAGCCUGAAAAGGUUGAAGAUGGCAAAACAGAGGAAGUAAAAGCUGAAGCCGAUUCCAGUGUAGAAGCUACAGAAUCUAAGGAAGAAAAUGGCAAGCACGAGGAAGAAAAAAGUGCGGAAGCUGAAGUAGCGAAAGAAAAUGGUCAAGCCGAAUCAGAAAGUGAGGCUAAGGAAGAAGAAAAGAAAGAAGCAGAAGAGAAACCAGAGGAAGAUGGCGAGAAAAAGGAAGAAAAUUCUGUGGAAGAUGGUAAGGACGAUAAAGAAGCAGAAGCUGAUGGUGGAGUUAAGCGUAAAGUUGAGGAAGAAAAGGAGGAAGUUACUGAAUCCAGCCCCAAGAAAAAAGCUAAAAUUGAAGAUGAUAAGGAAGAAAAAGAUGCAGAUAAGCCUAUUGAAGAAGCUACUCCUGUUGUUGAGCAGUGUGCAUAGAUCAUUUGUAUUUUGUACAUUUUCUGUUGUAAGUUAACUUUUGUACAUGACUCAGUGAUUUUAUUUUCAUUUUCUGAAGAGCACAAGUGUGGGAAGGUGCACAGUUAGAGCUUGUAGUAGCACAUCCAAGGUUUUAUUCGAAAUUCUAGCAAUAAUGAUUAAUAUACAAGUUUAUCAACAUUGCAUUUUACAGUGUAAUUAUCCAUUUUUGUGAAUAUAUAAUAGUUUUUUUUUCAUUCAUGUUUAAAUUAUCAUCCUACAAGUAAUUCCAUUUUUACUAGAAUAAGCAUUGAUGUAUGUUGUAAGAUUGCAUUGAAAUCGAGAACUUGGUUUUGAGAUUAUCAUCAUGUGUUCUAUGGUCUUCCAUGCUUUGGUAAUAAAGUUUUCA
Uloborus diversus is the source of this 1089-nucleotide messenger RNA. Its product is annotated as prothymosin alpha-like. The record is from RefSeq and is a predicted model, not a curated record. Bases 171 to 701 code for a protein of 176 amino acids. NCBI's taxonomy places the organism in Eukaryota, Metazoa, Arthropoda, Arachnida, Araneae, Uloboridae. The transcript is spliced from 4 exons.